Messenger RNA from Rhipicephalus sanguineus (brown dog tick), 847 nucleotides. RefSeq lists its product as uncharacterized. Lineage: Eukaryota; Metazoa; Arthropoda; Arachnida; Ixodida; Ixodidae. The coding region runs from base 278 to 736 and encodes 152 amino acids. The record is from RefSeq and is a predicted model, not a curated record. The transcript is spliced from 3 exons.
UCUACUCGGUACCCUCACCGCAGUCGCCGGCCUUGUUUGAGUUAUGCCUUCUUUGCGCGGUGUGCUGAUAGGCGACAGCCAGGUUAAAUUCAUGUGCAGGAGUCGCCUUCACUUGAAAACAUCCGUCGAGACCUGCACAUUUAGUUUUGGUGGUUCUGACGCUGUGCGAAUGGCUGAGGCCGUCUCUGCGAUGCACUUUCAGCGCGUAGACUGUCGUUUUGUAGUACGUUGGUGGUAACGACGUUUGCAGUAGUGCCAACGCGGACCCUCAAGAUAUAUGCGACAAUAUAGGGAAGUUAGUUCUGCAACUGCAGCACGAUGUGGCCCCCGUGGUGUAUACGUCUUCAAAGUGCUGCCACGUUGCUCCAGCUCUGAAGACGCCGAUGCGGAGCGCCAGAUCAAGAAAACGCGCUUGCUGAACCGCAAGCUGACGGCUACGCUGAAACGCCUGCCGUGUGUUCGAAUCUUGAACGCCGAGCAUCGGUUUCUCAAUUCCUCGAAAGAGCCACGACGUGCGCCCUUAGCAAUUGAUGGGUACCAUGUGCACAGAGGCCAAGGGAUCGAUCAGCUGGCCAAAAUCGUCAGUUCUCUUGCCCGUGAUUUCAGACCUGGAGUGAAGUCACAUGGACACAGCGAGCUGGGUAUCUGCUACAGGCUGCUGAAGUGCAGCCACUGCAACACAAAAGGCCGCGAAGUCCUGCGAGUGCAAGAUUGUGCCCCAGGGUCUUUCAAUUGAAAGUAAUACAUAUAGCAUGACCUUGCAUUAAUUAUCUUUCAUAAAUGCUAAUCACUACUCGAACAAAUCGAGAACGUUUCUGUAUUGCAGCAAAUAAAUGUAGAAAUUGCA